Molecule: messenger RNA, 932 nt
Organism: Chenopodium quinoa (quinoa)
Lineage: Eukaryota; Viridiplantae; Streptophyta; Magnoliopsida; Caryophyllales; Amaranthaceae
Exons: 2
Coding region: 173-583 (136 amino acids)
Source: RefSeq, a predicted model, not a curated record
UUCACUUUACAAUAGAUUGAUGUACAAUAAUUAUUGUACAUCCGAUUUUUUUGUUCGUGCCUAAUUAAUCCACUAUAAAUAAGACGAAUUGUGAUAUUGUUUGAGGAAAUGAUAUAGCCAUUAUAGCAUUAUUAGCAGUUGAUCUCAAUCAAUAAACCACGGUUUGAAGGAAAUGGAGAGGGUUUCAUCAGUCAAACUCCUUGGUUUUGCUGUUUUAGCAAUUUUGCUCAUGUUCAUGCGUACUACAACAGCUGAUCAUCCGGUGCUUGGAAGAACUGCGACAACGACUUCUGAAGAAACUCCGGUGAGAUAUGGCAUCGUAGUAGAAGAAAUGGUAAUGAUGCAACCAAUUAUAGAAACCAGAAACUGGAAUCGAAAGAUGAUUAUACGACAACCAAAUAUUCGAGUUAAUUCGGAGGCCCAGAAUAAGCAAGAUGUUGUAGUAUCAACUACUACGGAGAACGUUUUAAAGUGUGUAGGAUUAGAGAAGAUUUGUAACAUACGUCGCGGACCCUCUUGUUGCUCUGGAUAUACAUGUUUUCUUCCACCCUCUUCUACUACCGGUUUUUGCGUUGAAGAAUAAUUAACACAAGCUAAUUAAUUAGGGAAAAUAAAUAAAUUAUGCAGAUAUAUCUGUUUCUUAAUUAAUUGACUUUUAUAUUAUUUAAGUAUGUAUUCCUCUUUUAUAGAUAAGCAAAUCAAGCGGCGGAUUGGCUUGCCAACCAAGGAGUAUUCCAGAACAACAAAUUUCAGUUGAUUCAAGUCCCCCCCCUUAGCUUUAGGGAGUAUUAUGCAUAAUGAUGUAGUAGGUGCUUGCCACGGUUUGUACCCCUUAAUUUCUUUGUUUUAGUUUUAUUUUCCGGAGCUCUGCUCCUCAUUUGCACCAAAAAAAAGUAUGUAUUCCACUUAAAUUAUAUAUGAUGAUUAGACUG